This is a messenger RNA of Talpa occidentalis (Iberian mole), 4368 nucleotides long. RefSeq names its product Fas cell surface death receptor (gene FAS). The record is from RefSeq and is a predicted model, not a curated record. Gene Ontology annotation, molecular function: tumor necrosis factor receptor activity; protein binding. Gene Ontology annotation, cellular component: external side of plasma membrane; CD95 death-inducing signaling complex; membrane raft. Lineage: Eukaryota; Metazoa; Chordata; Mammalia; Eulipotyphla; Talpidae. Bases 349 to 1308 code for a protein of 319 amino acids. The transcript is spliced from 9 exons. Gene Ontology annotation, biological process: activation-induced cell death of T cells; regulation of stress-activated MAPK cascade; motor neuron apoptotic process.
UGACUCUCCCUCCACCUCCAGCAGGAGUUGCUAAAUCAAAGGCGCCCUCCCCAACCCGGGGUUCCCCAGCAAUGCUUCCUCCUACUCCCAAGGGGCCUCUGGCUACUCUGUCACUUUGCCCUGGGUGUCUCUGAAGACCCACUCGCCCAAGGUGCUUGCUCUGAAAAGCUUCUGGAGAAAGGAAAGCGGCUUUACAGAACUCUGUGGGUGUGCCCGGGGCGAGGCUUGAGGCUUCGCGGGGAGCGCUGACUGGACCUGGAUCUCCUGGAGACGUUUCUCUUCUCUGAGCGGGCAGGCCGGCUCUGCUGGGCGUGGAGACGCUUCUGUUCGGCGGAGUGCUCCCCAGCCAUGGGCAGAAGCUCGGUUCUCUUGCCUCUGAUACUUACUGCUAUUGUUGGAUCAUUGCCUAAAGAUGUUAAUGCCCAAGUGACUGUUAACAACUCUAAGGCCGAGCGUGAGUGCCCAAGAGACCUUCAUCGUGUGGGUCAGUUAUGCUGUCAGCCAUGUGAGGCGGGUGAAAAGAAAGUUACUGACUGCAUCAUUGAUAGAGGAAAGCCAACCUGUGUGCCUUGUCUAGAUGGACAGGAGUAUACAGAUGCAAAACAUUAUUCUCCUAAAUGUAGAAGAUGUAGCAUUUGUGAUGCAGAACAUGGCCUUGAAGUAGAAAAAAAUUGUACCCGGAAUCAGAAUACCAAGUGCAGAUGUAAAGCAAACUUUUUUUGUGCGAAUUCUGCAUGUGAAUACUGUGGCCCUUGCAAAGAGUGUGAAGAUGGAAACAUUGAGAAUUGUACACCAACCAGUAGCACCAAAUGCAAAGGAUCCAGACAUAACUUGCUGGGGUUGUGUGGCCUUCUGAUCCUGGUGCCAUUAUCUGCGCUAAUCAUAUACCUCAUAUGUCGGUGGCACAGGAAUAAAAAGAAAGGUCAUCAUGAAUUUGUACACCCAAAUCUUGAAAUGUUAGAUUUAACAGACAUUGACCUGAGUAAAUAUAUCACUACUAUUGCUGAAGAAAUGAAAAUAACUGAAGUUAAAGAAUUUGUUCGGAAGAAUGGUGUCAGUGAAACCAAAAUAGAUGAGAUCAAGAAUGACCACAUCCAGGAUACAGCUGAGCAGAAAGUCCAGCUGCUUCGUAAUUGGUAUCAAAUUCAUGGGAAGAAAGAUGCAUGUGGAACUUUGAUUAGCAAUCUCAAAAAAGCUAAUCUUUGUCUUCUUGCAGAUAAAAUUCAGGAUCUAAUCUCAAAGGACAUUGCUAAUGAACGCAAGCAUGCAGACUGCAAAAAUGAUCCUGAAAGACAAAACUUGGUCUAAAAUGAAAAGAAAAUAACUUCGUUUUUUGUAUAUGCAUUUAAUGGAAGGAAAAACUAGUGUUUAGUAAUCCCUAGUAACUCUAUUUUAUAAAUAUUGCUUGUUUUAUUAAUGGGUAUAUUUCUUGUUUCUUUUAUUAGAUUUGUAGUGGUAAUAUGUUUACAAGUUUCAAGGAUCUCAUGAUUGCACAUUUAAGGAUGUUUAAAAUCUAGUUGGGGAGACAUGGCUAACGUAAUGACAUGUGAAAUACCCAAAGGAUUGUAGGCAAAGGACAAAGAUUGGGACCAUCUUCUGGUGUUGAAUAUGUGCUUCUGGAGGUAUGAAUGUAUUUAAUGUAUAUAGAUACACAUCUCUAGCCAUAAGCUAAUCCUAUCAUAUGAAUUGAUAGAAACUGUGACCUUUUGUUGCAAUCUCACAAUCAAGGGAAAGGCUCCUAUGCUUUUAAAUUACCUUCCCAGUAAUCAUCACCCAUGAUGAUUCAGGAGUUUUUACCUUAUUUGUAAGCUUUGUUUGCAAUUUUGAAAAGACCAUAUUCAGGGAAAGCUCACAUACAAUCUGAGCUUUUGAGCAGGACCUCAAAGAUCUUUUCAUAGAUUGUUGACAUUUUACUGUGAAGUGUUUCCGUUUAGAUUUCACAUACAAAAUGUAGAUUAAAUUAUAAUGCUUGAAUAUUUUAUAUUUGUAUGCAAUUUUCAUGGAUCAAAAUCAUCUUUCUCAGGUGUUAAAACAUUUUGAUCAGGAAAGUCCUAGUAGAGCUUUGUCACCUCUCCACUUUCUCCUCUGUUCUCCUUGGUGGCCAUACACCCCCAGUCCUGGAAGGACUGCCAAAGAAAUAAUGAUCCAUGAAAGCCCAGCCUGCUAUUAGAAACUUCUAGCUUAGUUUACAAGGGCUAACUGCUCUUACAGAAGGUAGCUUUGUGGCAUAGCACAAACCCAUGACCACCACCAAAGCUAAUAAAGUAGAUCCCUUUUUUGACUCUGUCCCCCCAAAAUGAUCAGUAACUGCCUGUGUCUUCUUUCUUACCACAGAUUCAGCUUAUACAUAGCAAAGGGAAAAAUCAUCAUAAGUUUUUAGGAAUUGCUCUUGCUGUUUCAGCAGCUUCUUAAACAAACUAGUCCCUCCUCUCACUGCCUCUUCUUUACUUUUAUAGCUAAACACUUCUGAAAAUUUGCAUUAAAUAAGAAUGUUAAUAAAUACUAUUUAUAUUUAUAUAAACAUAAAAUGAAGAUAGUUAUAAACUGAAGCAGAUACUUAGCUUUCAUGGAUAGAAGAAUUUUUUUCCUUUAUCUUUGAAAAAUAAAUUAUAGGGGAAAUAUUUUAUUAAAAAAACAUGGUUUUGCAGCCACAUGUAAAAGAAUAAAACUAUACAACUGUCUUAGAUCAUAGACAAAAAUCAACUAGAAAUGGAUUAAAUACUUGAAUGUAAGUUCUGGAAUCAUAAGAUACUUAGAAAUAAACUUAGGCAAAACACUGUGAUAUCGACUUCAGUGAUCUUGGUGGAUUUGUCUCCAUCAGAAAGAGAAACAAAAGAGUGUCUAAACAAAUGAGACUACAUCAAACUAAAGAUCUUCUGCAUAGCAAAAGAAACUAUCAUUAAAGCAAAAAGACACUCAGCUGAGUGGGAGAAAAUGUUUGUGCAUCACGCAUCAUGUGGAUAGCCAAGUUGUACAAAAACCAUGUACAAGUCAACGAAAAGAAAACAAAAUAACCCAAUCAAAAAAUAGAAGAACUAAACAGACACUUCUCCAAAGAAACAUACAGAUGGCCUGCAGGCACAUGAAAAAUCCUCAUUAUCAUUUGGAGAGAAAAUCCUCAUUAUCAUUUGGGAAAUGCAAAUCAAAACCACCACGAGAUACCAUCUCACACCAGUGUGACUGGCUUAUACCAAAAAGACCAGAAACAACUGUUGACAUGAGUGUGGAGAAAAAAGAACACUCUUAACUGCUAAUAGGAAUAUAGACUGGUUCAGCCCUUUUGGAAAACAACAUGGAGGUUUCUCAAAAUAUUAAAAAUAAAUCUACUGUAUGGUCCAGUAAUUCUACUCCUAGGUAUCUACCUGAAGAAGGGGAAAACACUAGUUGGGAGGGAUGUAUGCAUGCCUAUAUUCACUGCAGCACUGUUUACAAUGGCCAAGUUAUGCAAACAACUAAAGUACCCAAAGAGAGAUGAGUGGGUUAGGAAGAUGUGAUAUCUAUAUUACAAUGGAAUACUACUUGUCUAUAAAAAAAGAUGAAUACUUGCCAUUUGUGACAACAUAGAGAGGAUUAUGUUAAGUAAAAAAAUAGUUAGAAGGAGAAAGACAAAUACUGGAUGGUUUUACUUACAUCUAGAAUAUCAAGAAAUAAAGGAUCUCACAAACCAAAUCAACAACAAACCUUGGAGGUCUGACUGUAGAAUUGAGGCUAACAGAGGGGGAGAGUGGAGAGCAAGUGGAGCAAAAUGGGCUGUGGUAGAGGCCCAUGGGUGCCAGAGUGGUGGAUGUGGUGCAAUGACAUAUAUCUGAAGAGAUGGGAUCCUACACUUCUGUAUCAUGCCUGGUGUUGCAAACCAAUAUUACCUCAAUUAAAAAAAAAAAGUCAUGGUUUUGUUUUGUCAGGUUAUCUCUAUUUUUUUAUGAUGUUUUAUUAUUUGUGUUUGUUUUCCUUUCUUUACUGCUAAAUAUAAACUGUGUAUGAAGCUUUAACAACUCUUUUAUCAUUCAGAAAGUGCCUCCUUGUUAAACACUUUUAGUGGUUAAAUGAUUUCCUCCAUAGGUUGUUACUGCCAAGAAUACUCCUCUCAAACAGCACAUGAUUACUCAUUACAUGAGGAUUUAUUAUGACAGGAUUAUAUGUCAGGCACUGGAAUGUGGAUAAAACUGUGUAUAUAUAUAUGUCAAUGGAGUGGUUUUAUUGGUAUGGACACAAGUGGAGAUUUUUAAAUAUUUUCUCCUGCAUGUUUUCCAUUCUAGCUACUUGAUGACCACUGGGCCAUCUCUCUUUCUUAAACUUAAUAUCAAUGCUAUAUUUUAUUUGAUACAUAAUUGCCAAUCAUCAUUUCAACAUAACAACAUAAACAGUAUU